Molecule: messenger RNA, 612 nt
Organism: Hydatigera taeniaeformis
Lineage: Eukaryota; Metazoa; Platyhelminthes; Cestoda; Cyclophyllidea; Taeniidae
Source: the annotation of a GenBank genome assembly
CUGCUCUACACGUACGUCAGUACUUUCGACUUUUUCAAUGGCAGUGCAGGCAAAACUCGUCUACGGGUGGUGAUUUACUACUUUGCCUACUAUGUGGAGAACUCAGCAAUGAUUGGUGCCUGGUACGCGGCUUACCCCUUCACUGCCUCAUGGUAUUACCUUCCAGCCCUUCUAGUUGUGGUAACAGUUCAAUGGAUUGGCGCCAUCUUCCUCCAAGUCUACUUCUUCUAUUUUUCGGCUUCACCACGAGGAACUUCGUUGUGUGGAUUGUGUUGUCCGGAUGAAUUGAGAGGUCCUGUGGAGUUGGUCUACUCUCCACUCCCGUUUACCUAUCCACCAGUUCAAAAUGCCCAACCUCUUCCUCCACCACCCGUAGAUAAUCCCUCGUUCAUCCUCCAGUCCACUUCACUCUACUCUCAACGCGGUCGUCUCGGUCCUCAAUCAAGUCAUGAAGAUCCAUCUCGAACGGAUUCCCUAACUGUGGUUACUGCCGAAAUGCCAAGGAAGCCGAGAUCUCGUUACCUCUACGUGAGGAGUCCUCCAGAGGCCGAGUUGAUGGAGGAGUGGAAUGAUGUGGACGGUUUUAUUCCUCCCGACGAUGGGGAUGUAUGA